CCCUUGCAGCGAGCGCGCGGGGAAGCGGUGCCGAGCGGCCGGAGCUCGCCGGAGGACCGAAGAAGGAAGCAGCCGCGGCGCGCCGGCAUCGCCGCCGAGAUGCGGCUGGGCAGGCUGCUCGUGGCCGUCGCCUGGGGAUUCUCCGGGCUGCUGCUCGCCUCCCCCUCGCCGGGCGAAGGGGUCGCCGCCGCCGCCGCGGAGGCCAGCCUGAGAGCCGUGGAGGGCGCCGCCUCCUUCGCCGCCGCGAAGGAAACGAACAGCCGGGCCAGCAGAGCCAAGAGAAGAGGGCAGGCGGGAGGCGCCGCGGGGCACGAUGCGCUGAAAGGACCUAAUGUAUGUGGAUCUCGUUACAAUGCAUAUUGCUGUCCUGGGUGGAAAACUUUACCUGGUGGAAAUCAAUGCAUUGUCCCGAUUUGUAGGCAUUCCUGUGGAGAUGGAUUUUGCUCAAGGCCAAACAUGUGCACGUGUCCAAAUGGCCAGAUUGCCCCAUCCUGCGGCUCAAAAUCAGUGCAACAUUGCAACAUCAGAUGUAUGAAUGGAGGGACUUGCAGUGAUGAUCAUUGCCUCUGCCAAAAGGGAUACACAGGAACACACUGUGGACAGCCUGUCUGUGAAAAUGGCUGCCUUAAUGGAGGAAGAUGCGUUGCACCAAACAGAUGUGCCUGCACAUAUGGCUUUACAGGACCUCAGUGUGAAAGAGAUUACAGGACAGGGCCGUGCUUCACCUUGGUGACCAACCAGAUGUGCCAGGGGCAGCUCAGCGGGAUCGUCUGCACAAAAACCCUCUGCUGUGCAACAGUGGGGAGAGCGUGGGGUCACCCCUGUGAAAUGUGUCCAGCCCAGCCUCAUCCUUGUCGGCGGGGAUUCAUUCCAAACAUCCGAACAGGAGCUUGCCAAGAUGUGGAUGAAUGCCAAGCUAUCCCUGGGAUUUGUCAAGGGGGAAAUUGCAUUAAUACAGUUGGAUCUUUUGAGUGCAAAUGCCCAGCUGGACACAAGUUUAAUGAAGUGACACAGAAAUGUGAUGACAUUGAUGAAUGCAGUACCAUCCCUGGCAUCUGUGAAGGGGGCGAAUGUUCCAACACUAUUAGCAGUUACUUCUGCAAAUGUCCUUCUGGAUAUUCCACGACCCCAGAUGGCACUGGAUGCAUUGAUGUACGCCCAGGAUAUUGUUUUACUUCUCUCAUCAAUGGCCGUUGCAACAAUCAACUCCAGCAGGUGCUCACCAAAAUCCAGUGCUGCUGUGAUGCUGGACGAUGCUGGUCUCCGGGAGCUACUAGUGCCCCAGAAAUGUGCCCCAUUCGUGCUACUGAGGAGUUCCGCAAAUUAUGUAUAUAUGGCAGUUUGCCAGCUGGGAGACCAGACACGCCUAUUGUCCCCAGACCACCUUCUAUCUUCCCAUCUGAAAUAUUUCCACCAGUAUUUCCACCAGAUGGGAUUCUGCCUUCUCGAAGACCCCCAGGUAUUGUGUCAGUGAAUGUCACUCGGCCACAAGUCAACUUCUGCCAGUUAUAUCAAAAUCUCUGCAUUAACGGACGCUGUAUUCCGACUCCUGGAAGCUAUCGUUGUGAAUGCAAGAAAGGGUUUGAAUUGGACCUUAGAGGAGAAUGCAUAGAUGUUGAUGAAUGUGAGAGAAAUCCCUGCAUUGGUGGAGACUGUGUGAACACACAAGGUUCCUACAUAUGCCAGUGUCGCCCUGGAUAUCAGAGUACCCUGAUGAGGACAGAAUGCCGAGAUAUUGAUGAAUGUUUGCAGAAUGGCCGGAUAUGUAACAACGGGCGAUGCAUCAACACUGAUGGCAGCUUCCACUGUGUUUGCAAUGCUGGCUUUCAUGUGACAGCUGAUGGAAAGAACUGUGAAGAUAUGGAUGAAUGCAGCAUACGAAACAUGUGUCUUAAUGGAAUGUGCAUCAAUGAAGAUGGAAGUUUUAAGUGUAUCUGCAAACCUGGUUUCCAGUUAGCUUCAGAUGGACGUUACUGCAGAGACAUCGAUGAGUGUGAGACACCAGGAAUAUGCAUGAAUGGACGCUGUGUGAACACCGAUGGUUCUUUCAAAUGCGAAUGCUUCCCUGGCCUUGCUGUGGGGUUGGAUGGACGUGUGUGUGUCGAUACACACAUGCGAAGCACAUGUUAUGGUGAAUACAGAAGAGGUCAAUGCAUUAGACCAUUAUCUGGUGCAGUAACUAAAUCCGAAUGUUGUUGUGCAAGCACAGAUUAUGCCUUUGGGGAACCUUGCCAACCUUGUCCUGCUCAAAACUCAGAGGAAUAUCAUGGUCUUUGUAGCAGUGGCCCAGGAAUCACAGCAACAGGAAACGAUAUCAACGAAUGUGCAUUGAAUCCUGACAUUUGUCCAAACGGAAUCUGUGAAAACCUGCGUGGAACAUACAAAUGCAUAUGUAAUUUUGGGUAUGAAGUGGAUUCAACUGGGAAAAACUGUUUAGACAUCGAUGAAUGUGCCGUGAAUAAGUUGCUUUGUGACAAUGGGCAAUGCAGGAACACCCCUGGAAGCUUCACUUGUACUUGCCCCAAGGGAUUUGUGUAUAAACCUGAUCUGCAAACAUGUGAAGAUAUUAAUGAAUGCGAAUCCAGCCCUUGUGUCAACGGCGUGUGUAGAAAUACUCCUGGCUCUUUUGUCUGUGAAUGUUCCCCUGAAAGUUCUUUGGAUGCCACAAAAACUGUCUGCAUUGAGACAGUCAAAGGCACUUGCUGGCAGACCAUUGUGAAUGGGAGAUGUGAAAUAAAUAUAAAUGGGGCCACGCUAAAAUCUCAGUGCUGUUCCUCGCUGGGUGCUGCUUGGGGCAGUCCCUGUGUCCCGUGUGAAAAAGAUCCGAUAUGUUUAACAGGAUAUUCAAGGAUAAGAGGAAAUCAGUGCGAAGAUAUCAACGAGUGUGUAGUGUUUCCUGGAGUGUGCACAAAUGGGCAAUGUAUCAAUACUAUGGGAUCCUUUUUAUGCCAGUGUCCCAAUGGAAUGACUUUGGAUGCAACUGGACGGAGAUGUAUUGAUAUUCGCUUGGAGACAUGCUAUUUGAAACAUGAUGAUGAAGACUGCACAUCACCAGUCGGAGGGCGACACCGGCUAGAUUCUUGCUGCUGUUCUGUUGGAGCCGCCUGGGGACCUGACUGUGAUGAAUGUCCUGUAAAGUCCACCCCUGAAUAUGAAGCCCUUUGCCCAAGAGGACCAGGAUUUUUUACCCGAGGAGAGAUUAUAAAUGGGAAGCCUUUCUAUAAAGAUAUCAACGAAUGCAAAAUGGUUCCAAGAUUGUGCACCCAUGGGAAAUGCAAAAACACCAUUGGUAGCUUCCGGUGUAAAUGUGACAGUGGGUUUGCCCUGGAUUCUGAUGAGAGGAACUGUACAGAUAUUGACGAAUGCCGCAUCUCUCCUGAUCUUUGUGGCCAAGGAAUCUGUGUCAAUACUCCAGGGGACUUCCGCUGUGAAUGCUUUGAGGGCUAUGAAAGUGGAUUUAUGAUGAUGAAAAACUGCAUGGAUAUUGAUGAAUGUGAAAGAUACCCUUUGCUGUGCAGAGGGGGUGUUUGUUUAAAUACUGAAGGAAGCUACAGGUGUGAAUGUCCUCCAGGUCACCAGUUGGCAGCCAACAUCUCUGCCUGUAUAGACGUAGAUGAAUGUGACCUGGGUCUAAAUCUGUGCAGAAAUGGACGUUGUGUCAACCUUAUUGGGAAGUAUCAGUGUGCUUGUAACCCUGGAUAUCAGUCUACACCUGACAAACUGUAUUGCGUUGAUAUUGAUGAAUGCAGCAUAAUUAAUGGUGGCUGUGACACAUACUGUACCAAUUCAGAAGGCAGCUAUGAAUGUAGCUGUAGACCAGGAUUUGCUCUAAUGCCAGAUCACAGAACUUGCACUGAUAUUGAUGAGUGUGAAAACAAUCCUAACAUCUGCGAUGGUGGUCAGUGCACUAACAUCCCUGGAGAAUACAGGUGUCUUUGCUAUGAUGGCUUCAUGACAUCAGAGGACAUGAAGACUUGCUUAGAUGUUAAUGAAUGUGAUCUGAACCCAAACAUCUGCCUGAGUGGAAGCUGCGAGAAUACAAAAGGUUCUUUUAUCUGUCACUGUGAUAUAGGGUAUUCUGGAAAGAAAGGAACAACUGGUUGUACAGAUAUAAAUGAGUGUGAAAUUGGAGCGGAUAACUGUGACCGGAAUGCUGAUUGUACAAACACAGCUGGUAGCUUUAAAUGUAGCUGCAAAGUAGGCUGGCUUGGUGAUGGGAUCAAAUGUGUAGAUCUGGAUGAAUGUUCCAAUGGAACCCACCAGUGCAGUCCACAUGCUGAUUGCAAGAACACUGCAGGAUCAUAUCGUUGCUUAUGUAAAGAAGGGUAUAGUGGGAAUGGCUUCACGUGUAUAGAUAUUGAUGAAUGUUCAGAAAAUGUGAACCUCUGUGAAAACGGUCAGUGCCUGAAUGCCCCAGGUAGCUACCGCUGUGAGUGUGAUAUGGGAUUUUUGCCAACCCCUGAUGGAAAAGCCUGUGAAGAUAUUGAUGAGUGCUUCCUUUCCAACAUCUGUGUCUAUGGAACUUGUCACAAUCUUCCUGGCCUGUUCCGAUGCCAGUGUGAGACAGGAUAUGAACUGGACAGAAGUGGUGGUAACUGCACAGAUAUCAAUGAGUGUGCAGACCCUACAACAUGUAUCAGUGGCACUUGCCUCAACAUCCCAGGCAGUUAUACCUGUGAAUGUCCCCCAGAUUUUGAGCUGAACCCAACUCGUGUUGGCUGUGUUGAUACACGCUCUGGCUACUGUUACUUGGAAAUUAAACCUCGAGGAGAUAAUGGUGAUUCAGCUUGCAGUAAUGAAAUUGGCAUUGGAGUUUCCAAGGCCUCUUGCUGCUGUUCCCUUGGUAAAGCUUGGGGGAUUCCUUGUGAACAUUGUCCAGCUGUGAAUUCAAGUGAUUACAAACUGUUAUGCCCUGGAGGAGAAGGAUUUCGACCCAAUCCUAUUACAGUCAUUUUGGAGGAUAUUGAUGAGUGCCAAGAACUCCCUGGACUUUGCCAAGGAGGACGAUGCAUCAAUUCAUUUGGUAGCUUUCAGUGCCAGUGUCCAUCUGGGUACUAUCUGAAUGAAGACACCCGAGUGUGUGACGAUAUUAAUGAAUGUAUCACACCCGGUAUCUGUGGCCCUGGAACUUGCUACAAUACCAUUGGAAAUUUCACAUGCAUUUGUCCUCCUGACUAUAUGCAAGUCAACGGUGGAAAUAAUUGUAUGGAUAUGAGGAGGAGCCUGUGCUACAGAAACUACAAUGCUGACAAUCAAACUUGUGAUGGAGAGCUGCUUUUUAACAUGACCAAAAAAAUGUGUUGCUGUUCUUACAAUAUUGGACGAGCCUGGAACAGACCUUGUGAACAGUGCCCCAUCCCAAGCACUGAUGAGUUUUCAAGUCUUUGUGGAAGUCAAAGGCCUGGUUUCUUUAUAGACAUUUAUACAGGACUACCAGUUGAUAUUGAUGAGUGCCGUGAGAUCCCAGGUGUAUGUGAGAAUGGAAUCUGCAUAAACCUGGUUGGUAGUUUCCGAUGUGAAUGUUCAGGGGGGUUCUUCUACAAUGACAAGUUACUGAUCUGUGAAGAUAUUGAUGAAUGCCAGAAUGGACCAGUUUGUCAACAAAAUGCAGAUUGUGUUAAUACACCAGGGAGCUACCGCUGUGAUUGUAAACCUGGUUAUCGGUUUACACCUGUAGGCCGAUGUGUUGAUCGCAAUGAAUGUGCAGAGAUACCCAAUAUUUGUAGCCAUGGUGACUGCAUAGACCGUGAGGGAGGCUAUAUCUGUCGCUGCCACACUGGAUUCAAAACCAAUGAAGAUGAAACUAUGUGUAUGGAUAUUAAUGAAUGUGAAAGAGAUCCCUGUGGAAAUGGCACAUGCAGAAAUACAGUUGGCUCUUUCAACUGCCGCUGUAAUAUAGGAUUCAUCCUAUCCCACAAUAAUGACUGCAUAGAUGUUGAUGAAUGUGCCACUGGAAAUGGACAUCUGUGCAGAAAUGGCCAAUGUAUUAACACUAUUGGGUCUUUCAAAUGCCUUUGCAAUGAGGGUUAUGAGAUGUCUCCUGAUGGAAGGAUCUGUAUUGAUAUCAAUGAGUGUGCAUUAGAUCCUGGCAAAUGUGCUCCUGGAACAUGUCAAAAUCUGGAUGGCAGCUAUAGAUGCAUCUGUCCCCUUGGAUACGCCUUACAAGAUGACAAGUGUGUUGAUAUUGAUGAAUGUAAAGAAGAAGCAGAUAUCUGUGCCUUGGGCACAUGCAGUAAUACUCUCGGCAGUUUUAUUUGCUUAUGUCCUGAAGGUUUCAUAGUGUCCUCUACUGGACGAAGAUGUCAAGAUCUGAGGGUCAGCUACUGCUUCACCAAAUUUGAAGAUGGAAAAUGUUCAGUCCCCAAGUCCCGAAACCAUUCUAAGCAAGAAUGCUGCUGCAACAUGCAAGGAGAAGGAUGGGGCGAUCCCUGUGAGCUUUGUCCAGAAGAAGGAGAUGAAGCCUAUAAACAAAUUUGCCCAUUCGGAGUUGGCAUUCUGGUUGGUCCACGGGGUGAGCCCAUCGAUGCGGAUGAGUGUCAGGAUCCAGACAAUUGUAAGAACGGACUGUGUAUCAACACUGAUGGUUCCUUCCGCUGUGAAUGUCCUUUUGGCUACCUGCUUCAAGGGUCUGAAUGUGUUGACACUGAUGAAUGUGCUGUGGGAAGUCCAUGUGGAAACGGAACCUGCAAGAAUAUCAUUGGAAGUUUUGAAUGCACUUGUGAGGAAGGCUUUGAGCCAGGACCAAUGGUGACAUGUGAAGAUGUGAAUGAAUGCGCUCAGAAUCCCCUCCUCUGUGCUUUCCGAUGUGUGAACACAUAUGGCUCCUAUGAAUGCAAAUGCCCUGCAGGCUAUGUCCUCAGAGAAGACAAGCGAAUGUGCAGAGAUCAGAAUGAAUGUGAAGAAGGAAUUCAUGACUGUGACUCAAAGCAAAUGACUUGUAAGAACCUGAUAGGUACAUACAUGUGUAUAUGUGGGCCAGGAUUCCAGCGCAGACCAGAUGGUGAAGGUUGCAUAGAUGAAAAUGAAUGUCAAACCAAACCUGGGUUGUGUGAAAAUGGGCGCUGUGUAAAUACACAAGGAAGCUUCCGAUGUGAGUGUGAAGAUGGUUUCAUUGUCAAUGAAGCACAGAACGAAUGCAUCGACAACAGAGAAGGCUAUUGCUUCACUGAAAUCUUACACAGCAUGUGCCAGAUUGGAUCAAGCAACAGGAACCCUGUGACGAAAUCUGAGUGCUGCUGUGAUGGUGGGAGAGGAUGGGGACCCAACUGCGAGAUCUGCCCUUUCGUUGGCACUGUCGCUUUUAAGAAGCUUUGUCCACAGGGCCGUGGAUUCACAACUAGCGGAGCAGAUAUUGAUGAGUGCAAGGUCAUUCACGAAGUCUGUCGGAAUGGGGAAUGCGUCAAUGAGGAAGGAUCGUACCACUGUAAUUGCAAGGAAGGCUAUACCACUGAUGUGACAGGCACACUUUGCAUAGAUCUGAAUGAGUGCAACCUGUCUCCAAAGCCUUGCAAUUUUAUUUGCAAAAAUACCGAGGGUAGCUAUCAGUGCUCUUGUCCGAAAGGAUACAUUUUGCAGGAAGAUGAGAGAAGCUGCAAAGACCUUGAUGAAUGUGCAACCAAACAACACAACUGCCAGUUCCUUUGCGUCAACACUAUUGGAGGCUUUACUUGUAAAUGUCCUCCUGGUUUUACGCAACAUCAUUCAGCAUGUAUUGAUAACAAUGAAUGUGCCACUGACAUCAAUCUUUGUGGAUCAAAGGGUAUUUGUCAAAAUACUCCUGGAAGUUUCUCAUGUGAAUGUCAGCGUGGCUUCGCACUGGACCAAACAGGAGCUGCCUGUGAAGAUGUCGAUGAGUGUGAUGGAAAUCAUCGGUGCCAGCAUGGUUGCCAGAAUAUAAUUGGAGGAUACAGGUGUAGCUGCCCACAAGGGUAUCUCCAACAUUAUCAGUGGAACCAAUGUGUUGAUGAAAAUGAAUGCCUCAGUGCUCAUAUUUGUGGUGGAGCAUCUUGCCACAACACUUUGGGAAGUUACAAAUGCAUGUGCCCUACUGGAUAUCAGUUUGAACAGUUUAGUGGGGCAUGCCAUGAUGUGAAUGAGUGUGGGUCCUCUCAAGCGCCAUGCAGCUAUGGUUGCUCAAAUACAGAAGGUGGUUAUGUCUGUGGAUGCCCACCAGGGUACUUCCGAAUAGGGCAAGGACACUGUGUGGCUGGAAUGGGGCUGGGGAAAGGUCAGAACCACGAAUUACCAAUCAGCGGUGAAGUAGAUGACAAUUCUCUUUCUCCAGAAGCAUGCUAUGACUGUAAAAUCAAUGGCUACCCGAAAAGGGGGAGGAAACGGCGAGGCGUAAAUGAAACAGAUGCACUUAAUACAGAGGAUCAGCUGGGGACAGAUGCAGCUGUUAACCUCGCCAGCUGGGAUCUUGAAAAACCAGCCAUCUUAUCUUUCAACAUCUCCAGCCUUAACAACAAGGACCGCAUCCUGAAACUGAUCCCUGCUCUCACAACACUGACAAACCACAACCGAUAUUUAAUAGACCACGGGAAUGAAGGUGGUUUCUUUAGGAUAAACCAGAAGGAAGGAGUAAGCUUCCUUCACUUAGCUAAGAAGAAGCCAGUGCCUGGAAUAUAUUCAUUACAGAUUAGUAGCAUUCCACUCUAUAAAAAGAAGGAACUCCUUCAAUUUGAAGAUAAACAUGACCAAGACUACCUCAGUGGUGAGCUAGGAGACAGCCUGAGAAUGAAAAUUGAAAUUGUGCUUCACUAAUUCACCAAGCAGAGACCAAAUUAACGAAAGCCAAAGAUAGCUAGGUGAGACUUGAAUGUUUUAUUUCUCAAUAAGGUUCUCCAUAUCACAGGAACAAUCUGUAUUCACUUGGACAUGUGAGCACUAUUCUGUUUUGACAUAAGUAAGGUACAGGAAGAAAACUGUAGCUCACAACCACCAUUUUCUCAGGCUUCUUGUAAGUGUAGCUACUUUGAGAUACUGAAUCUUGAAUUCCGGGACUGCUGUUGGAAGUUGGUCACAGAUGCGAGCCAACAUCUGAUGAGCCCAGGUACCAGGAGUCGCAAGACCACAAGUUCCAUCAAUAGAUUCUUCUUCUAUUUUUUUUUUUUAAUCUUAACAUCCACUUCCCCAGCUACAUCUUACUAGGUCAGCCAUUUCUGUUAUUGAUUUGGUGCUAGAAAAAUGUCCAGCCUAGAUUUUAUAAAUGCACUGUAAUAUAUACACUAGAAGCCAAAGAAAUUGCAAUUACUCAGUCCAACUACAUCAAUCAACCCCAAUUUAGCUCAGUAGUUUAUCUCAGUUAUAUCUAUAAUACAAUACAUGUAAAUUAAGUGUGUGUAUACUGUAACCAUGCUAUUUUUUAUCCAUGAAGCAUUUGUAAACUAGAUUAAUAAUACCCUUCAUGCAAGGGUUUAUAAUGGUGCUUAUAAGACCAACUACUUAACUGUAUACACAAACUUGGUGAUGAAAUUUCUGUGACAAUCAAAAUGCACUGAGGUCAGCAGGGACCAUUCAAAACUUUUCAGAAGUCACAUGACACAGUGCCAUCCAGUUAUGCCAUGAUAUAAUGUAACACACGUCCAAUAAUACCUAUCAUGACUCAUAUCUACAAGGGUUCAGUGUCAAAAGUCACAAUAAAAUCAUUCUUUUUUUAGUUCA
Molecule: messenger RNA, 9663 nt
Organism: Candoia aspera
Lineage: Eukaryota; Metazoa; Chordata; Lepidosauria; Squamata; Candoiidae
Gene: FBN1
Product: fibrillin 1
Exons: 65
Coding region: 100-8763 (2887 amino acids)
Molecular function (GO): calcium ion binding
Source: RefSeq, a predicted model, not a curated record